This is a messenger RNA of Westerdykella ornata, 705 nucleotides long. RefSeq lists its product as uncharacterized. The record is from RefSeq and is a predicted model, not a curated record. The annotation marks the transcript as partial. NCBI's taxonomy places the organism in Eukaryota, Fungi, Ascomycota, Dothideomycetes, Pleosporales, Sporormiaceae. The transcript has a single exon.
ACCCUUUCUCGCAGCUCUGUUGUCCCCCUCCUAACUCCCGCACUACACCAACUUCUCAACAGCCCGCGCAGCGGCAGAAACAAUUCCUCACAAACCAAUAUCUGCCGCUCCGGGCCCCUCGGAAUGUCAUUCUCUUUCGUCAACUCGCGCAUCUUCCCGCGAUCGCGGAGUCUGGCCAACCUCAGCGCUUCCUUCUCCGCACGCGCUCCCCCAUAUACUCACGCAGCUGGCGCACGCACAGAGGCUGUGUUGAAUGAGGUCCCGGAUGACAGUAUCACCGCGCUGCCGCCACAUCCAAUGGUUGGUCAGAGCGGGGAGCAGAGGGUGAAGAGUGAGCGGGAUGGCUCGGAAAGGCAGGAGAAGAAGAAGUUGACGAAGGAGAAUAAAGAGGGGAGGAAAGGUAAGAAGGACAGGAAGGAGAAGAGGGAGGGGGAGAGGAAGGACAAGAAAGAGAAGGAGAAGAAGAGCAAGGCCAAAGCCGCCCAUCCGUCGAAAUGGGCUCGGAUAAAAUCUUCUCUCAGCACUACCUGGAAGCGUCUUUCCGCGAGGAAGCCUGCUGCGGAGACCGGCGGACUGAUCAUCGGCGCUCCGACGGAUUUCGUGCACGUUGGGGGUAUUGAAACAUUGGCUGGGGGUGUGGUUGGAGGAGGUGGGGGAAUCGAGGAGAGGGAAAGUGAUUGGGAGGAUGUGAGUGAUGAGGAGUAG